AUGAGAUUGACGUUGGCUUUGUUGGCCCUGGUGGGAUACGCCAUGGCUGGAGUGUAUAAGGUUCCUCUCACAAAGGUCGAGACGCCACGUUUGAGAAUGAUGCGUGAAGGGACGUGGACUAGGUUCCUCGAGGAGAGGGAAGCUAUGCGUAUUGUAAUGGGACGCACAAUGGGCGCUGAUGUCGUUCCUCAAGUUGUAAACGACUUUACAGACACGCAGUAUCUUGGAAAUAUUACACUCGGCACACCAGAGCAGUCAUUUACGGUUGUCCUUGACACUGGAUCCGCCAACUUGUGGAUUCCUGACAGCUCUUGCAACGCUGUUGCUUGCAAAAACAAGCGUAAAUACCAAGCGUCGGAGUCCUCUACAUACAAGAAGGAUGGCAAAGAGUGGUCAAUCGAGUACGGCACCGGUGCAGCAAAUGGAAUUCUUGCAGAAGAGACUGUAAGAUUUGGUGAUCAGGGAACUCAGCAACUUGUCGUUCCGAACACUGGAUUUGGCCAAGCUACCCGCCUUGCUGCCUUCUUCGCUCAUGUACACCUGGAUGGCAUCCUCGGGUUAGGAUUCCCCGAACUUGCAGUGGAAGGUGUUUUGCCUCCUUUCUUCAACGCAGUAAAGCAAGGUCUCCUCGAUGAACCCAUUUUCACCGUUUUCCUCAAGCACAUGGAACAUCAAGAAAACGUCCCUGGUGGAGUUUACACAUACGGAGGUUUGGACAAGGAAAAUUGCGGAGAAGUGAUUGCCUACGAGCCCUUGAGUUCCGCAACAUACUGGCAGUUUAAGAUGGAUGCAGUCGCAGCCGGUUCGUUUUCUGCAAAUCAAGGUUGGGAAGCCAUGUCGGACACUGGAACCUCGUUUAUAGGUAUUCCUAACAACCUUCUUGGAGGAAUAGCUCAGGCUCUGAGAUCAAAGCAUGACCCAAGAAGUGGUGUCUACCUCGUCCCCUGCGACGCAGAUCUGAAUCUUGACUUGACUAUCGGUGGUAAAGUCUACUCAAUUAAAGGGCCAAAUCUCGCUGUCCACGGAGUAAAAAAUAAUGAUGAAACUUGCUUGCUGCCCUUCUUCGGACAGAACUCAAUGGGAUUCGGUCCCGCGUGGCUCCUUGGCGAUCCAUUCAUCCGACAAUUUUGCAACAUCCACGAUAUUGAGAAAAAGCAAAUCGGUUUUGCAGAAUCAAAGCAACAGUAA
This is a messenger RNA of Necator americanus (New World hookworm), 1188 nucleotides long. RefSeq lists its product as uncharacterized. The record is from RefSeq and is a predicted model, not a curated record. Gene Ontology annotation, molecular function: aspartic-type endopeptidase activity. Lineage: Eukaryota; Metazoa; Nematoda; Chromadorea; Rhabditida; Ancylostomatidae. Gene Ontology annotation, biological process: proteolysis; cell death. The transcript has 8 exons. Gene Ontology annotation, cellular component: lysosome. Bases 1 to 1188 code for a protein of 395 amino acids.